Molecule: messenger RNA, 651 nt
Organism: Peniophora sp. CBMAI 1063
Lineage: Eukaryota; Fungi; Basidiomycota; Agaricomycetes; Russulales; Peniophoraceae
Source: the annotation of a GenBank genome assembly
AUGGGUUUCGAUAUUGAAUGGCGACCUCAGUUUCUGCCGAAGCAGCCUGAGAAUCCUGUGGCGCUGGUGCAGUUGGCCAGCGAGGACGCAAUAUAUCUGUUUCAGGUUACCUCUAUGAGAGGGUUUCCUGCUGGUUUGGCCGAUUUCCUCGAGUCCAGUCAUACAUCCAAAGUGGGCGUCGCCAUCCAGGGUGAUGCAAUGAAACUAUUCAAAGACUACCGUGUCGAUGUAGGAGGUUGCAUCGACUUAUCACUUUUGGCGCGCACCGUGGACGAGAGGUGGACCGGAAAGUACAACAGACCGAUCGGUCUAGCCCAUCUAUCGGAGACGUAUCUGGAGCAUGGGUUACAGAAGGGUCGUAUAUCAAGAAGCGACUGGCAAGCGCCCCUCGACGAAGCACAGCAGAACUACGCUGCGAACGACGCCCACGCAGGCCUGAAGAUAUGGAAAGCGCUCAUGCAAAGGGCCGAUGCGAUGGACCCCGUUCCAGACCCGGACUACUACAGCUUCAGCUUGCGCGGAGGCGUGCUUCGCGAUGAUCAAGAUCGACCGUGGUUUCCGUUUAACCCAAACUACUCGGGCGUCGAUCGUGAGGAGCCGAAGCAAUUGAACGCUAAUGUGGCGUCGGCGACGAUGGAGUUGGAUACGUAG